Dendronephthya gigantea is the source of this 1176-nucleotide messenger RNA. Its product is annotated as activator of 90 kDa heat shock protein ATPase homolog 1-like. Gene Ontology annotation, cellular component: cytosol. The record is from RefSeq and is a predicted model, not a curated record. The transcript is spliced from 11 exons. NCBI's taxonomy places the organism in Eukaryota, Metazoa, Cnidaria, Anthozoa, Malacalcyonacea, Nephtheidae. Gene Ontology annotation, molecular function: protein-folding chaperone binding; ATPase activator activity. The coding region runs from base 76 to 1110 and encodes 344 amino acids. Gene Ontology annotation, biological process: positive regulation of ATP-dependent activity; protein folding.
CUUGAUUAGGGGAAAUUAGAAGGUCAAAAAAAAUUAGCGUUUUGUGCCAUAAAAGUGCGUAUAUUCUGUGACAAAAUGGCUAAAUGGGGAGAGGGCGAUCCCAGAUGGAUCGUUGAGGAAAGAGAAGACGCUAAAAAUGUGAAUAAUUGGCAUUGGACUGAGAAGAAUGCAACACCAUGGUCAAAAGAGCGUCUCAAAGAACUAUUUACAAAAAUGAAAAUGAAAUUCGAAGGAGGUGAAUGUGAAAUAACUGAGGUCACUAAAUUAGAAGGAGAGGCAACUGCAAACAAUCGUAAAGCCAAAUUAAUUUUCUUUUAUGAGUGGGAACUGUCAAUGGAUUGGAAUGGAUCCUUGACUGAUGGUGAUGAUUUUAUUAAAGGAAAAAUAAAAAUUCCUAAUCUAAGCGAAGAAAAUGAACCAGAUGACAUCACGAUUGAAAUUAGCACAAACAAAGAUACUGAAGAAACAUAUAAAUUAAAACAGUUAUUGAUAAAACAUGGCACCCCCAUGAUAAGAGAUAAAGUUGCAAGAUAUAUCAAGGAACUAAGAGAAGAGUUCAGUCAAGGUUUGGUCUUGCCAACAAAAACAACAUCUAACAAAGUUCAAACUAAUGCUAAUCUAGAUAUAAGCAAGGAAUUUAAAAAGGCACAGAUAAAUGAUGCCAAAGUAAAAACAAAAGAUCAUAAGCCUGUGGGUUGCAAGAUUGAAACUUCAAAGUUCACAUCAACUGAAGAAUUUCUAACUUCUGUAAACGAGAUGUACCAUAUAUUGACUAACGAAGAGAGAAUCAGAGCAUUCGCUAGAUCUGAUGUUAAAAUUGAAGCAUUCAAAGGGGGUAGUUUUGUUCUUUUUGGUGGAACUAUUAAUGGCAAAUUUCUUGAACUGAUACUGAAUAAAAAGAUAUCAAUGCUUUGGAGAUUUAAUACUUGGCCACCAGAGCAUUAUUCAACCGUUACAAUAGAGUUAAACCAAAAAGAUGACAGAACAGAGCUGAGAUUUUCACAAACUGGAAUUCCCUCCUCAGACUUUGAGAGAACAAAAAACGGAUGGAAUCAAUACUAUUGGUCAAGCAUAAAACAGACUUUUGGCAUUGGCAUGAAAUACUUCUAAACUUCGCACCACACUUUUAAAACUUUUGUAAUUUCUUUGUUGAACUAAUUUUGUUAUAUUGUGCAC